AUGGAUGUCGACGAAAAGGACGAAUAUGAAAUUAUUUCGGAGAUGGGAAAACCCGCAAAUUUUCUCACACAAAGAGAUGUGGAGAAUGAAGAGCCGGCGACGACUGGAAUCAGUGUGCACAUUCAGGAAAAUGUUACGAGUUUGGAAGUGAAAAGGCCUUCGAGAUGGGAUGUUGGAGCACCAUUUUGUAUACAAUUAAAUGAUGCUGUGGCGUCGAGUUCAAGUGAAACCAUUGCGAAGAAAUGCACUACUAGUUUGGAUGAGGGGAGCGAUGGAGAUUAUAACAAAACGAUUAGUGAAAAUGAUAAGGAGAAGAUUUUUACAAAUGAAGCGGCUACGUUAAAGAUUGUUAGUACGAAAAUGAAAAAAUAUACUAAAAGUACUGACAUAUCCAUCGCAGCGCAACAUGGAUAUAACCAAAGUAAUAAUUGUGCUGACUUAUCACUGGAUAAAAUAGCACUUCCUUGUGACCCUUGCGAUAUAGCUUUACCGCCCGAACCAUCUAAACUAGGUAGUAGUGCUGAUUGUGCACUUUUAUCUCGCACUGCGGAGGAUAAGCUUGCUUCCGAAGCCACUUCAGACAAAGGAAAAGUGGUAAUUAAAUGGAAGUUCACGAAAACCCCAAAAGAACUUCCUACCGGAGAUGUGAAGAUUUGGGAACCGGAGGUUGAGACACGUGAAUUGCCGAAAUUAUAUUCUGAAGAACAACCAAAGUCGACACUGAGAUGUGGAGAACCUUCACUGGAUUCAAGAAUUGUUGGAAGCUUGGAUUCUGAUAUAGGAAAAAAUGCAUUCCGCGCCGGGUCUUUAUUUCAGCACUCCGCAGACCUUGGAGAAAUGGCCCUACCACUAUGCAUUCCAGAGCCGAAACCAAGUGUUCAAUCACGAGAUGGUGCUACUUCGUCAUCUGAACAGGACCACUCAGAUUAUGUAAUGCAUAAAAUGCAGUUUUUGGAAAAUCAGUAUGUAAAGCAAAAGACAACGCAGCAAAAAGUAAGAGAAAAGCAGCCAACAUCAAACAAAAUUCUAGUAUCGAACUGCAGUAAUGUUUCGGAAACCGUACUGUCUUGUUCAAAGCUUCAAUGCAAUUACGAUUUGGAAACGAAUUCGCUAGCUUUGAUGAAUGAUGAAACUGAGAUAGCCACAGAAACGAGUGUUCAAAGGACAGUCAAACCGUGGUUUGCAUUGGAUUUUCCGCAGGAAGUUCACUUAAAAGAAGCGAAAUUACCGUCAGAAUCAGUGUCUUUCCUUCAGCAACAGUGGAGGCUGAAUGCUUCCAAAAUUGAAACAAAUGGUGAAGAAUCUUCCUUAUCUUCUGCUUCAUCAGCAACAUCAAUUUCCACGUAUUCCUUCAAUUCUACCCCUAAAACACUUCCUUCAUCAGAUCUUGAUAUUUUACGAAUUGUUGAAGGACGAAAACAGAUCCCGGAAACCGUUGAUACUGCAAAUAUAGCUGCUGAUUCGGCCAAUGACGAGCCGUUACUAUCAGAAGCUGCAUUGGCCCUGGAUGAGAAUGAAGAAAAAUUGGAAGUAUCAACGCUGAAAAUUUCCCCUAUAUUGCUAAAGCCAGCCAGUCAACCUGGACAAUAUGAACAUUUGGAUGAAAAUAUUAUACUCUGUGAUGAAAACCUAAUUAAAGAGGCUAAGGUUGUGCGUUGUUUUUGUGAACCGACAUUGGCGGAAAUAGCAGAAGGUCGUGGUUGCAGUUCCGGUUGCAUUAAUCGAGAGCUCUAUACGGAAUGUGGAUCACGAUGUCCAAGUGGAGUGGGGUGCGCCAAUAGGCGGUUUCAUAAUAAACAAUAUGCGAAAGUGGAAGUAUUCAAUGCAGGUGUAAAAGGUUGGGGAUUGAGAGCUGCGGAACCACUUGAGCCUGGCCGUUUCAUCAUUGAAUACAUUGGCGAGGUUAUUGAUGCAGAGGAAAUGAUACGUCGUGGAAGAAGGUAUGGUAAAGAUCCAAAACAUGUGCAUCACUAUCUUAUGGCGCUAAAGAACGGUGCUGUGAUAGAUGCAACAGCGAAAGGAAAUGUUUCACGAUUCAUAAAUCAUUCUUGUGAUCCGAAUUGUGAAAGUCAAAAGUGGACAGUUGAUCGCCAGUUAAGAGUUGGUUUCUUCGUGAUCAAACCAAUUGCUUUGGGAGAAGAAAUCGUUUUUGACUAUCAGCUUGAGCGCUACGGCCGAAAAGCACAACGAUGCUUCUGUGGUGCUGCAAAUUGUCGAGGCCGAAUAGGUGAUGACAGUGAAAGCGAAGAAGAAGAGGACAAAAUCAGUGAUGAAGCCGAAGUUGAAGAAAGUGGAGCGGAUGAUGAACUUUCAUUAACUAAGCCCAAGUUGAAAUCAGAAAAAAGGAAAAAAGUUCACGCACUGCGAGAAACAAGAAAAGGCAGCCAUCAGCUCAACGUUGCAAUAGUGAAUGCUUUAUCGCGAGGACCGCCUCGAAAUCGUACUCAAGUUCGUGAUCUUGUCAGAUUAAUGAUACAAGUAGAACAAGCACCACAACGUUCGUCCUUAAUACAGUGUAUCCGAUUUGCUCAUCCUGAUGUACUACGGCUUUUCAUCCAAGAAAGUGGUCUGAGACUUUUAUACGUUUUCUUAGCUACCAAUUACCCGAUCGAUGAUGAGCAUUCUGUUCUGCAAUUGCAAAUCAAAUCACUUGAUUUGCUGGACGUUAUGCCUAUUGUGAAUAAAAAUCAAGUUAUCGAUAGUCAUCUAGCUUCAACUGUGGAAAAAAUUGCUAACAAAAGAGGUCCUAUGGAUGAAAUUGUGGAAGAUGUCAUGAGGAGAUUAGUAGAUGUAGUCUGUUGUGAUAUACCUUCCACUUCGAAGUACUCAGCCUUAACAGUAUUAAAAGAUUCGGAUCCUGUAAUAGAACGUUUGCACUACGAGAUGGUUACAAAAGCUGCGAAAUUGAUGGGAAAGUGGAGAAAUUUGCGCGAAGAAUAUCGAAUCCCACGUCGGGAACGUACAGCUCCUGUUUCAACUCAACAUGAUAUCAGUCGUUAUGUGCGGAAGACUGAUGAAGAUGAAAAGAACAAACGAGUUAUAGUAGACAAGAAGGAUGACGGCAGUACACUGUGGAGGUUAAGUGGAUUUGGACCACCACCCAAAAAGCGAUGUUUUGACCGACGUCGUCUCCCCAAAACCGACCUACCAAUUUUCGUCAAAGAUUUGACGCAUCUUGAAAACGAAGAUUUCAAGCAGUCACCAAUAGCUGUAACUGAUUUAUCACGCGUUAACGAAGAUGAUGAGGGAGAGAACAGACCAAAGAAGCGUCGUUCGCGAUUUGAUGUUGUUGGUGAAAGAAAUCCAAGCUCAAUGUAUGAAUUGUAUGCUACAGAUUGUGAUUUCUACGCUCCUCCACCGCCAAAGCUUCUUCCAGAAGCUUUAUUUGCUGCCGGUUUACCAGAUUCAAUAAAUUUUUCAUACAGUGAACAUUCAUUCCCGGAAUUUUUCGACUGGAACACCGUAUAUGCAAAAUAUGAUCCAUCCUCUGCUGCUUAUCAACAGUUUAUUGACUAUUAUCAACAGCAGCAGUAUUCUAUGAUGGGAAUGGUACCGUGUCCACUAACACCUCAGAAUACGGCAGAAAUGACGAAUAUCUUAGAAGCACCCUCUCCACCACCGCCCAAACGACCUAAAACACCAGAAGAAAAUCCAAAUAUGCUUGUAAUUGGUCCGAUCGAUAUAGAAAACCCGACAGACGAAGAUAUCGAAAUGGUCGAGAAACAUUUGAUAGCGCUCAAGGCGAAACGAACUGAAAUCAGAAGACGUUCACAGGAAGCAGAAAAGAAGGCUGCACAAGAAUCAAGUGACAUGAGUGGUGUUCCUCCACCUCCUCCACCUUCACAAACUAAACAGUCGUUGUGGAUACAGGCUACGACGGAGGAAGGAGCUGUUUAUUAUUACAAUAAAGAAACCAGGGAAUCCGUUUGGACUUUGCCUGAUGAAUCUGAAGGUGGAAAUGCUUCAGCUGACACUACAACGGAUCGUAUUGAUACGCGUGCAACAUUCAAAGUUGAGAUAGUGAAAUAUGUUGGCGGCAUGUUGGAACCAAUUCGAAAGCUGAAAUUUGCAUCUGCUGAUGAUUACAAAUAUGUUUUACGGAAACUGACGCAUACGAUAUUAGAGAAAGAGCUAAAACGAGUCGGUGAAACAGAGCUUAAGGUCACAGAAUCAGUACGGGAUAAAGCACGGAAAUUCGUGGCGGAAUAUUUGGCACGGCUUGGUGAUGGCCAGUACUCACGAAAAAAUAAAAUCCACAACUCCUAUUGA
Loa loa (African eye worm) is the source of this 4269-nucleotide messenger RNA. RefSeq lists its product as hypothetical. Gene Ontology annotation, molecular function: histone H3K36 methyltransferase activity; protein binding. Gene Ontology annotation, cellular component: chromosome; nucleus. NCBI's taxonomy places the organism in Eukaryota, Metazoa, Nematoda, Chromadorea, Rhabditida, Onchocercidae. The record is from RefSeq and is a predicted model, not a curated record. The coding region runs from base 1 to 4269 and encodes 1422 amino acids. Gene Ontology annotation, biological process: regulation of DNA-templated transcription. The transcript has 17 exons.